CAGGCUGCCUCUUAGUCCACAAAGGAUCUGGCAAGGAUGAAGAAAUGGGGGAGCUCAGAUUCAGGGGAGUCUGAGGACCCACCACAAGAGGACUCCUGCCCAGACCCCCUGGAUGGAGACCCUAAUUCCAGGCCAGCUCCAGCCAAGCCCCAGUUCUUCCCCACGGCUAAGAGCCGUAGCCGGCUUUUUGGGAAGUGCGACUCAGAGGAGGCUUCUCCUAUGGAUUGCUCUUAUGAAGAAGGCCAGCCAGCCUCCUGCCCAGCCAUCACAGUCAGCCCUGUUGUCAUCAUCCAGAAGCAGGAGGACGGCCCCGUCUGUGCCAGGCAGCCAUCCCAGGAUUCUGUCACUGCUGCACCUGAGAAGAGCCUCAAGCUCUAUGAUCGCAGGAAGAUCUUUGAAGCGGUCGCUCAAAAUAACUCUGAGGAGCUGCAGAGCCUGCUGCUCUUCCUGCAGAGGAGCAAGAAGCACCUCAUGGACAGCGAGUUCAAAGACCCAGAGACAGGGAAGACCUGUCUGCUGAAAGCCAUGCUCAACCUGCACGAUGGGCAGAAUGACACCAUCCCCCUGCUCCUGGAGAUUGCCCGGCAGACAGACAGCCUGAAGGAGUUGGUCAACGCCAGCUACACGGACAGUUACUACAAGGGCCAGACGGCCCUGCACAUUGCCAUUGAGAGGCGGAACAUGGCACUAGUCACCCUCCUGGUGGAGAACGGGGCAGACGUCCAGGCUGCAGCCAACGGGGACUUCUUUAAGAAAACCAAAGGGCGGCCUGGCUUCUACUUUGGUGAGCUGCCCCUCUCCUUGGCUGCAUGCACCAACCAGCUGGGCAUUGUGAAGUUCCUGCUGCAGAACUCUUGGCAGCCAGCAGACAUCAGCGCCAGGGACUCCGUGGGCAACACGGUGCUGCACGCGCUGGUCGAGGUGGCCGACAACACAGCGGACAACACCAAGUUUGUGACGAGCAUGUACAACGAGAUUCUGAUCCUAGGGGCCAAGCUCCACCCUACACUGAAGCUGGAGGAGCUCACCAACAAGAAGGGGCUGACACCACUGGCUCUGGCCGCCAGGAGUGGGAAAAUUGGGGUCUUGGCCUAUAUUCUCCAGAGGGAGAUCCAGGAGCCUGAGUGCAGGCAUCUGUCCAGGAAGUUCACCGAAUGGGCGUACGGGCCCGUGCACUCCUCGCUCUAUGACCUGUCCUGCAUCGACACUUGUGAGAAGAACUCGGUGCUGGAGGUGAUCGCUUACAGCAGCAGUGAGACCCCCAAUCGCCACGACAUGCUUUUGGUGGAACCUCUGAACCGACUCCUGCAGGACAAAUGGGACAGAUUUGUCAAGCGCAUCUUCUACUUCAACUUCUUCGUCUACUGCUUGUAUAUGAUCAUCUUCACCACGGCAGCCUACUACAGGCCUGUGGAUGGCUUGCCUCCCUAUAAGCUGAAACACACCGUUGGGGACUAUUUCCGAGUCACUGGCGAGAUUCUUUCUGUAUCAGGGGGAGUCUACUUUUUUUUCCGAGGGAUUCAAUAUUUCCUGCAGAGGCGGCCAUCAAUGAAGACCUUGUUUGUGGACAGCUACAGUGAGAUGCUUUUUUUUGUGCAGUCACUGUUCAUGCUGGGGACCGUGGUGCUGUACUUCUGCCACCACAAGGAGUACGUGGCCUCCAUGGUGUUCUCCCUGGCCAUGGGCUGGACCAACAUGCUCUACUACACCCGCGGCUUCCAGCAGAUGGGCAUCUAUGCUGUUAUGAUUGAGAAGAUGAUCCUGAGAGACCUGUGUCGCUUCAUGUUUGUCUACCUUGUUUUCUUGUUCGGGUUUUCCACAGGUAAUGGGCUUGCUCGGGGCUGGUGUGCACACUUCUUCCUGGAGAUAGAAGGGUUCGAUCCCAACCCCAUUGUCUCCAAGACCUCUCCCCCCAUCUUCUCCAAGCCUAUGGACUCCAACAUCCGGCAGUGCCUCUCUGGCAACUGUGAUGACAUGGACUCACCACAGUCUCCUCAGGACGAUGUGACAGAGACCCCGUCCAAUCCCAACAGUCCCAGUGCAAACCUGGCCAAGGAAGAGCAGAGGCGGAAAAAGAAGCGGCUGAAGAAGCGCAUCUUUGCAGCCGUGUCGGAGGGCUGCGUGGAGGAGCUGUUGGAGCUGCUGCGGGAGCUGCAGGAGCUUUGCAGGCGGCGGCGCGGCCUGGACGUGGCUGACUUCCUCAUGCACAAGCUGACAGCCUCUGACACGGGGAAGACCUGCCUGAUGAAGGCCUUGUUAAACAUCAACCCCAACACCAAGGAGAUUGUGCGGAUCCUGCUGGCUUUUGCCGAGGACAAUGACAUCCUGGACAGGUUCAUCAACGCUGCGUACACAGAGGAGGCCUACAAAGUGAAUUCCCUGUGA
This is a messenger RNA of Leptonychotes weddellii (Weddell seal), 2385 nucleotides long. The record is from RefSeq and is a predicted model, not a curated record. Lineage: Eukaryota; Metazoa; Chordata; Mammalia; Carnivora; Phocidae.